GGGGGGGGGGACAGGGCUGGCUAUUUAAAGGAGAAAACAGCAAGAGUCUCAGAGCCGAGGAGCCAUUUGUAGUGUUUAUAAAGGCUGAAUCCACAACUUAGGAACACAGGACGGGAUUUUAAUCGGUGUUUAAUUGUUGUUAUUAUUUUUAUUUGAUUUUUUUCCAUCACAGGACCCGCGCACGCGCGCGCACACACACACACACACACACACACACACACACACACACACACACACACACACACAUACUCUGACAGAGGAAGAAGGUAAAAAUGGGGAAAGACUAUUAUAAAAUCCUGGGCAUUGCGAAAGGAGCGGCUGAGGAGGAUAUUAAGAAGGCGUACAGAAAACAAGCUCUAAAAUGGCACCCGGAUAAAAACAAAGCGAACAACGCGGCGGAGAAAUUCAAGGAGGUCGCUGAAGCUUAUGAGGUCCUGAGCGACCCUAAAAAACGAGAAGUAUACGACCAAUAUGGAGAGGAAGGCCUGAAAGGAGGAGGAGGAGGAGCGUCCGACGGUCAGGGCAGCACCUUCACAUACACCUUUCAUGGAGACCCGCACGCCACCUUCGCCACCUUCUUUGGUGGCAGCAACCCCUUCGAGAUGUUCUUUGGCCGCAAGGUGAAUGGUAGAGAUGAUGAGGACAUGGAAGUGGACACCGGUGACCCCUUUGGCUCCUUCACGAGUUUUAAUCUGAACGGUUUCCCUCGUGAACGGCAGCCCCGGCGUAAGCAGGACCCGGCCAUCUAUCACGAACUGCGUGUCUCACUCGAGGAGGUCUUUCACGGCUGCACCAAGCGCAUGAAGAUCUCACGCCGUCGCCUGAACCCUGACGGCCGCACCACACGCACUGAGGACAAGAUCCUGUCCAUCGAGAUCAAGCGUGGCUGGAAGGAAGGCACCAAAAUCACAUUCCCGCGCGAAGGCGACGAGUCCCCCGGCUGCAUCCCCGCCGACAUCGUCUUCGUCAUCAAGGACAAGCCGCACCCACACUUCAGGAGGGAAGGGUCCAACAUCAUCUACCCUGUUCGCAUCAGUCUGCGCCAGUCGUUGUGCGGUUGCUCGGUUACGGUGUCCACGAUAGACGGGAAAACGUGCAAUAUGAAGAUCACGGAGGUUAUCAAACCGGGGAUGAGGAAGACCAUAGCGGGACAGGGGCUGCCUUUCCCAAAGAACCCUGAGCAAAGAGGAGACCUCAUAGUGGAGUUUGACGUGAACUUUCCAGAAAGUCUGCCGUCCAACGCCAAGGACGUGCUGAAACGCCACUUACCCGCCUCGUGAAGGGAACGCAGCAGGACUGCGGCGGCGUUAAGUCUCUCCCAACACUCGGACAAAUCGCCGACACGCCCCACAAAUGUGCAAUUUCUCUCUUUUUAUUUUAUAACUAGUUAGCCAGUGUUUGUUCUUUCAUUUAAAUUUUUUUUUUUUAAUCUAUAGGUUGCAUGCCCAAAUAAGGUCAUAAACGUGCAAGUGCAAUCUUCAUUUCUGAAAGUAAACAUCAGAUUUGACUCCUUUA
Molecule: messenger RNA, 1515 nt
Organism: Tachysurus fulvidraco (yellow catfish)
Lineage: Eukaryota; Metazoa; Chordata; Actinopteri; Siluriformes; Bagridae
Gene: dnajb4
Product: DnaJ heat shock protein family (Hsp40) member B4
Exons: 4
Coding region: 273-1280 (335 amino acids)
Cellular component (GO): cytosol
Molecular function (GO): protein-folding chaperone binding
Source: RefSeq, a predicted model, not a curated record